AUGCCCCACGCCUUAGAAGAAACGACGAUGAGCACGAGCAGCAGCGACGGCUCGAUGCUCAGGCGCUCUUGGCACGCGAUGGCCGAGAGGUUCUCACCCUUCUCGCCCGCUGCUAUGGCUAAACUGCCGAAACCAAACAGACCUGUAAGGUAUACUCGCGCCGACGACAUUCCAGACGCAGAGCCCGAUGAAGAGGGCAACCUGCCAGCAGUCCGCGACUACCACGCCAUCAACUCUGUACCCACAAAUAUCAGGGUACCGAAGAAAGUCGCAACACCGGUACGCGUCGAGGGCAAAGUCUGGUUCGCAAACGAGCGCACAUGGAUAGCGUAUAUGAACAUGGCCAUCCUCAUCGCAACCUUUGCUGUUGCGCUGUUUAAUGCCUCUGCAGACGACGUCUCCCGCUAUUUUGCUUACUUCUAUGCUCUCGUGAGCGUCGGCGUUCUCGUCUACGGAUAUGUUCUGUAUCAGCAUCGGAUCACGAUGAUACGGCGGCGAGACCCUGGUCACUUCGACGCCAUAGCUGGACCUGUGGUCAUCAGUGCUUUCCUAUUCUUCGGCGUGCUCGUCAACUUCAUCAUUCGAUUCCGCGAAGUACAACGUAAAGGUGCAAUUCCCUCCGGUACCCAAGUGCUCUCGUACUUCACCUUAUGA
Messenger RNA from Peniophora sp. CBMAI 1063, 654 nucleotides. The record is from the annotation of a GenBank genome assembly. Lineage: Eukaryota; Fungi; Basidiomycota; Agaricomycetes; Russulales; Peniophoraceae.